Messenger RNA from Peromyscus leucopus (white-footed mouse), 407 nucleotides. Its product is annotated as protein LLP homolog. Gene Ontology annotation, cellular component: nucleolus. NCBI's taxonomy places the organism in Eukaryota, Metazoa, Chordata, Mammalia, Rodentia, Cricetidae. Gene Ontology annotation, biological process: dendrite extension. Gene Ontology annotation, molecular function: RNA binding. The record is from RefSeq and is a predicted model, not a curated record.
UGUUUCUCAGGUAGAGCAUGGCUAAAAGCUUACGGAGUAAGUGGAAACUGAAGAUACAGGCAGAGAAGAGAAAGAAGAAUGCCCCACGGGAGCUCAGAAGACUUAAAAGUAUUCUCAGAGUUGACGGUGAUGCUCUGAUGAAAGAUGUCGAAGACAUAGCAACCGUGGUGGUCCCCAAACAGUGCCAGGAGAAAACGCAGUGUGCAGUGGACGACGAAAAGGAUGACACAAAAAUGGAGACUGAGCUGAAGAGAAACAAGAAGACCCUUCUAGACCAGCAUGGACAGUACCCAGUGUGGAUUAACCAGAGGCAGAGGAAAAGACUGAGGGCGAAGAGAGAGAAAAAACAGGGGAAAAGCAGACCCAAGGCAGCGAAGGGCCUGGCCUGGUAGACCCCCGAGAACUGG